CAGCCAUUUUAGCCUGGCUGAAAACAACCAGCGAAACCAUCACAGAGUUUUUAAUGGUUUUACUGGUUAUAAUAGAAAUUGUACUGGUUUUAAUGGUAACUGUAAUGGUGCCUGUUGGUCUCCACUGGUAAUUGGUCAGCUUCUAUUGUUUUGUUCAGCAGGGAGGAUAGAAAUAGUUUGUGGCUUGGUCUUAGUGACUUAGGAGUCCUCUUCACUACUCCUUAUGUUUCAAAGAUUUAAGAGCUUUUUUUAAUGCUAAAAUGCUUGGUGAAAUACUCUUAGGAGUCCUUAAUUUAGGACUGACACGCCCAUUAUUUAAAAGAUUUUCCCCCAAAUCUGCAAGUUAUGAGCUACUUUUAGCCUUAAGAUGGUUUGUGAAUAUGGGCACUGGUAACCAGGAUUCCUCUGGCAAAACUAUGCAGAGACACAGCAUGAAAAUGGAAUGGACAAGACAAGAUAAACUAUACCAACAGGACAGUAAGCAUGAAGGUUAAGUAAACGCAGAGCAGAGAGGAGAGUUUAAACCACAGUCAUAUUUGUGGAAAUAUCAGCAUUUCAUUAUAUUUCUAUAGAAUUUUUUUUUUUUUUUUUUUUGUAUUUUCAUUACCUUGAGCACAGGGCUUGUAAAGUCAAAUUAAACUGUAUAACUCUCAAUGCUGUUACCUUUCUGAAUACUUAAUUAUAUACCAUCAUAUAUUAAAAUGUCUUUAUUUAGCUUGAGAUGACAACGCAAUUAUAGAAUUACCCCUGUAUUGCAGGUUAUGGCAACUGUUGCUGUGGUUUUUACAUAUGCAUGCUCAUAUGAUUUCUGAUGGGGAAGUGAGGAAAGGUCAUUACUAACGGUAGAACAGAAACACAAUAAGGGAGAGAGAGAGAGAAGGUUUUGUUGCUUGAUAGAUAAGGUUCAUUUCACUUUUAGCUAUACAGUGGCACACGCCCGGCGACAGAGAGUCAGUCAUUAGUAUUGUACUAAAAAUGAUGGGCACAAAAGUUAAAAAUACAGAGAUACCAUUGUCUCUGGAACAGUUUAACAUCUCUGAGGAUUAUGGGUUUAUUCUUCCUGAGCCUCUGAGAGACCUGCCGGUGUACUACAAGCCCUGGAUGGACAUUGCCAGAAAUGUGCCAGAACUCAUCUCCUCCCAUUCUCUGCGACUCAGAAUUCAUGAUAUGCCUCUGUUGGAGACUCAUUUGUUACAGACACAUCGUGAGCUUCGUUUGGCCCAUCUGGCUUUGAGCGUAAUGACUAUGGGUUAUGUAUGGCAAGAGGGAGAGAGAGAAACAGUAAAAGUGCUUCCACGGAGUCUGUCGGUGCCGUUCUCUGAGGUGUCUCAGAGACUGGGUCUGCCUCCGAUUCUCAUCCAUGCUGACACAGUCCUCGCCAACUGGAAGAAAAGAGAUCCAGAUGGACCUUUUUCCAUGGAGAACUUGGACUUAUUGCUGACAUUGCCUGGUGGGGAAAGUGUAAGAGGAUUUUUUCUGGUGACACUGCUGGUAGAGUUGGCAGCUGUUCCUGGCCUGAAGUCUAUCCUUGAUGUCAUCAACGGCGUCCAGUAUAAUGAUGUUGCUAUGGUCACCAAAGCUCUGGAUGUUGUCGGUCAGGCCAUAGACAGCAUGACAAAGGCCUUUAAACUAAUGCAUGAAUAUGUAGAUCCCUCCAAAUUCUAUGGCAUUAUGAGGAUCUAUCUGUCUGGAUGGAAAGAUAACCCAUUAAUGCCAGAAGGUCUCGUGUACGAGGGAGUUCAGGAGAAGCCAAUGGAGUUUUCAGGAGGCAGUGCUGCUCAAAGUAGUAUCUUACACUGCUUUGAUGAGCUGCUGAGAGUCCAACAUGAAGGCAGCAGCGGGGCCUUCCUGAGAAGAAUGAGGGACUACAUGCCGCCCUCUCAUAAGCAAUUCAUUGAAACCAUCUCUAGUCGCCCGUCUUUGCACAGCUUUGUGCUCCAGCAAGCGGAUGAGCAUCUAACACACACAUUUGAGCAGUGUGUGGCUCGCUUGGUGGACUUUCGAAAUUACCACAUCAUCAUUGUCACUCGUUACAUCACUAUCCCAGCCUCCCGUGCCAAACAGCUCCGUGCCAAUAAGCAGGGUUUGGCCGAGGAGCUGGACGCGAUCAGAAGUGCACCCACAGCGCUGGAGGAAAGAGGUACUGGAGGGUCAGGGAUUAUGACCUUUCUGAAGACAGUGCGUGACGAAACCAAAGACACUUCCAUCUCACAGUGUACUAAUGGGAACCAAGUCUCGCCAGAGCCAUCAAUAACAGAAAUACAGAAGGCUGCAUCUACACUCACAACAAAAUGAUAAUAGCACCAAAGUAUCUUGGAAUGGCGAUUUGACAACCAAGGCUCAUUGGAAAAAUGUGCCUGUUGCUACAUUUCUGCAAAAUGAUAUUACAUUGCUACUUGUGCAUUUUGCGACACUUUCAAAGUGAAAUGUCCAGUGAGUGAAACUAAAAACAUUUAAUUUCAUCCACAGCAGAUUAUUAUGUUGCUUGUUGUACUGUACAUAGCCUAUAGUAGCUGUUUUGAAAUUAAAUGUCCAGUGAGUGGCGCUAAAAAGUUGUCUCCAAGAUUAUCUAGGUUGUAUGUUACUUUUUUUCUUCAGAAGAACAGUAACAAAGAUUCUUGGUGAUUCAUAAAAUGCAAGUUAACAGCUACAGUCAAAAUUAAUAAUCGCGGCUCCUGAUGAUAAAUUGAGGUGUGAUGAUAUAUUGAAGUAAAACAAUUGAACUAAGCAAGAAACUAAAUGUUAUUUACAACCAGACUUGGACAGAAGAACUGAUGAACUGCUGAUAAGAGCAUGCAUAAACCCUAGCACUUGAAUGAAGGGUCAAAAUGAAAGUUUUUCAUGCAAAAUGGUGAGAUAUUUAUGACUAGUUUAUUGCCUGCUUUAGACGUAAAACAUCCAUGUUUCACAUAAUUAUUGUGUGUUUUAUACGUAAACUAAUUGGUGAAUUGGUUAUUUGAACCAGUUCGUAGAAAUGAACCGUCUGAAAGAAUCAGUUUCACAGAAAAUGGAUUACAAUGGAUUACAGGUAAUAGUGUUAUAAAAAAUAUUCAGUUUCUUGCACAGACCAAUUGUUGACCAAACAUAUAUUUUACACACUAACCAGACAUCCAAAACAAUGCUGCUUUAUGUGUGCAAAUUGAGAUUUUAUUUAUUUUUUAACCAGCUGAUAACUCACAAACAGUAUUGGGGGUAACACAUUACAAGUAACACGAGUUAUUUAAUCAGAUCACUUUUUUUUUUUCAAAGUAACGCAUUACUUUUUAACUAUCUGAGUUAAAUGAGUAACACUAACACCAGUUACUUUGUUUUCCCAUUAAUUGACUGGUUAGGGUUAGGGUUAGGCUCUCCGAAUGUUGAGAGACAUUGGGAGUAAGUGCAGAAGCGUUGUUGCACUUGCACGAAAACAGAUUCAUUGUUCCUUAAAAUUAAUAAAAACAGUGAAAUCCAAACUCAGAAUAUGACGUAAAACUCCAAUAAUUAAAUAUGUCAAAUAACACAAA
This is a messenger RNA of Cyprinus carpio (common carp), 3503 nucleotides long. Its product is annotated as indoleamine 2,3-dioxygenase 2-like. Gene Ontology annotation, biological process: 'de novo' NAD+ biosynthetic process from L-tryptophan. Gene Ontology annotation, molecular function: metal ion binding; heme binding; L-tryptophan 2,3-dioxygenase activity. Gene Ontology annotation, cellular component: cytoplasm. Lineage: Eukaryota; Metazoa; Chordata; Actinopteri; Cypriniformes; Cyprinidae. The record is from RefSeq and is a predicted model, not a curated record.